Molecule: messenger RNA, 417 nt
Organism: Ylistrum balloti
Lineage: Eukaryota; Metazoa; Mollusca; Bivalvia; Pectinida; Pectinidae
Product: apolipoprotein D-like
Exons: 3
Coding region: 1-417 (138 amino acids)
Biological process (GO): tissue regeneration; lipid transport; brain development
Molecular function (GO): lipid binding
Source: RefSeq, a predicted model, not a curated record
AUGUCCCGAUUUUAUGACCAGUUCGAGGAAGGUCAGACCUGUAUCCGAAUGGAAUACACCCUUAAACCAGAUGGACACAUAGGAUUACAGAACGUUGGCGAUCUACCAGACAAUACAACUGUGGUAGCUGAGGGAGACGGUUACGUUCCCGAUCCGACAACUCCUGCCAGGUACAUGGUCACGUUCUCAGGCAGCACGCAUCCUUUGGAGUAUUCUAUUGUAGUGACUGACUACACAGACCACGCCCUCGUCUUCUCGUGUACGGAGGUCCUUGGGAUGGCCAACGCCCAGUUCGCGUGGAUUCUCACUCGCAACCGAACCAUAAGUAACAAGGUCAUGCGGGCACUGACUGCAAAACUGUCGUGUUAUGGAGUUGAUAUUGACCAGUUGGAGGACAGCGCGCAACUAAACUGCUGA